Pristis pectinata (smalltooth sawfish) is the source of this 1229-nucleotide messenger RNA. It is a transcript of the gene dexi, whose product is annotated as Dexi homolog (mouse). The transcript is spliced from 2 exons. Bases 194 to 463 code for a protein of 89 amino acids. Lineage: Eukaryota; Metazoa; Chordata; Chondrichthyes; Rhinopristiformes; Pristidae. The record is from RefSeq and is a predicted model, not a curated record.
GAGCGCGGGGGAGGGGCGGAGAGAGGCAGGGCCCAGCGCCGCGGUGAGCUACGUGAGAUAGCGGCGGACCGAAGGGCGUCGGAAAGUGAGGGCCUCUUCCCGCCCCCCAACCCCUCAGCAAGCAAAUGUCAGCGCGGCUGCGAGACGCGCCUGCCGCAGUAUUAAUUCGCCACCCGCUGCCACCUUGAAGCCUAUGACCGCCUCUGUUUACGCUGACCUCGAUUCGGUGGAGUCGCUCCUUGAUGAGUUGCCCUAUAUGUUUUACGUGGGAUUGUUUUUUGUGAACGUGCUGAUCCUCUACUAUGCCUUCCUGAUGGAGUACAUCCUCCUCAACGUGGGAAUUGUCUUCCUUCCCGACGACUUCGACCAGGCUCUAGUUGACCUCGGGGUCUUAUCGGAUCCGGCAUCGGUUGCCUAUGACACAGACGCCGAACUGGAUGUCUUCGAUGGCUACUUUGACUAAAAGCAAUAAUAAACCCCCCCACACAUACUCACUUAGUGAUAUCAACAUUUUUUGCUCAGCACAGAAAUGGGCAGCUACUGUGUAUCAGGUCCGAAUGACAAACCUUGGUUUGCAAGCAAAGCACUGGGCUGCUGAAGUACAGGAUAAUUGUCUGCCAGCCGUUUCUGUGGCUAUUGUGGUCUGGGUGCCCUUUCUUAAGUGUGCCAAGAUUGCAAAUAAUAAUAAUAUGGAUUACGAUGUAUUCCAGAGCAUUUAUCUGUUUAUAUUGAUGGUCACCAUUGCAAAACAGAACUGCAUCUCCAGGAUUAAUUAAACAGUAGGUAUUUGCUCAAGGAUGGAAGAAAUGAUACUUGGAGACAUCAAGCCUCAGGAGAGUCACUUUGAAUCACACAUGGAAGACAAGGCCUGAAAGGGCUUUAAAUGCCAUAUGGAUUAGAUAACCGUCAGCAAUACAUUGCAAGAGUUCUGUGCUGGAUAUCCAUUUCGUGUGCAAGGAACCAUAAUAUUUCUACGUUUUGCACAGCUGUAUCUAAACACUGAACUAAGUUGUCAUGCAUACACUCCAUGUAGCUUUAACAUUAUAUGGGUUGAAUGUUACUGAGCUUAGUGUAACACAGCAAGGAUUUACAUUAUUCAUGUUUCAGUAUGUAUUGAGACUGGAACUUAAAAGUUGGUUCAUUGACUGUUCAUUUUGAAGUAUCAAUAACUGACCCUGCUAUGUUAAUAUAAUUUACUGAAUUAAAAGUCACAUUUUUUGUUACUGCCA